UAGGAGGAGGAGAAGGGUGAGAAAGGUGGCAUGGGAGAGGGAUGUGCAGGAGCGUGUGAAACUACUAGUGGAGGUGUUCGGGUCAGUGGGAGAGUGGAGUAUUAGGAGGAGGAGGUGGUGGGUGCUGUAGAUGGGUGAAGGAAGCAGUGAGGACACAAUAUACAAUUGUGUGGGAGAAAACGAGGUCCAGGGUGUUUCCAUUGGUGUGGGUGGAGGACUGUGUGUGCUGUGUGUGAGUGCGAAGGAGGAGGUUAGGAGGAGGAGUUGGGAAGUAGCCGGGUUGUUGGCAUUGAUGGGGAUGUUGAAAUCCCCGAGGAUGAUGGUCGGUAGCUCAGAGGAAAGG
Molecule: messenger RNA, 343 nt
Organism: Staurois parvus
Lineage: Eukaryota; Metazoa; Chordata; Amphibia; Anura; Ranidae
Source: the annotation of a GenBank genome assembly